UUAAUUAUUCUAUUUGUGAUUCCCCAGGUGUUGCAGCAGGAAACACAGGCUUUUCCUGACAGUCGUGCGUCGUAUAAUUACGAAGAAAAUUCAAUGGGAUUUAACAAUUCCCGUAGUUCAAAUGAACGACAUAUCCGUUUCAGUUCGCCAGGAUCAGAUAAAAUAAUAUUUCCCACCGAAAAACCUUCAGAGCCUGAAAUUAAUUACACGCCAGAAUUAGCUCCUGGUUGCUAUAACUCGACAUUUUGCGAGUAUGUACCAAAUUAUCCAAAGGAGUAUGUUAAGCAUACUAUUAAAAAUAUGGAAGAUUUAAAAUAUUUGUCCUUUGUAGAUGAGUCACCUGAAAUUAGUCAACGAAUUGAUCUUCCUGAAGAUGAUUCUCUGUGUGCUGUUGAUUCAACAGUAACAUUUCCAAAGUCAGCUCAAAAUAAACAAAACGAGUGGCUGUUUAUAAUUAAUGAAGAUGAUUUUCUUCAAGGAGUUCGUAUUGAAAAAUGCAUAACUGAAAACACCAGUUGUAAACUGAUAGAGAAAUUCGCUGAAGGUUACGUGACAAGCUGUAAACAAAAAUUUAUUUAUCGUCAAUUAGCAGCAAUAAGAAUCAACGGAACAGUCGGGCCAGAUUGGUUUUCAUUCCCAUCAAGUUGUUGUUGCCAUGUUAAAUUUAUCGGGCAUCCGUUGCAGAGGAUUGCCAGCGCCAGAAUGAACAUCAACAAUAACAAUAAUAACUAA
This is a messenger RNA of Cotesia congregata, 732 nucleotides long. The record is from the annotation of a GenBank genome assembly. NCBI's taxonomy places the organism in Eukaryota, Metazoa, Arthropoda, Insecta, Hymenoptera, Braconidae.